Nothobranchius furzeri (turquoise killifish) is the source of this 2606-nucleotide messenger RNA. The record is from RefSeq and is a predicted model, not a curated record. NCBI's taxonomy places the organism in Eukaryota, Metazoa, Chordata, Actinopteri, Cyprinodontiformes, Nothobranchiidae.
GAAAACACAAGAGCCCGGCAGAGUCGCGAUUCUACAAGACCAAAAUGAAGGUCUGCACCAAAGUCUGCUGAAAACGGCGGUGAGGAUGGAGUGUUUAGGAGAGGAAUUCAUCAGCAGCCAAAAGGUUUUGGAGACUGAACUUCAGAGGACACGCAUGGAGCUCAGCAACCUCAUGGACAGAUUUAAAAGUCUCCAGGAUGAUUGCUCCUCCACACAACAGACCAACAGUCUUCUGGAGCAAAGGCUUCACUUAAUGCUUCAGAACAUGGAAGGGGAACGGGAAAGGUUGAACUGGCGUAUUUCAGAGCUGACCGAGCAGCUCACUGAUGUAAAAAUCGCCAACACCAUGGAGGAAAUAAAUCAGAUGACUUCAGUGCCACACCAACUCAAUCUUCAGUCUCAGGCUGAUAAUGCCCUCACUCAAGCGGUUCCUCCCAUAGCCCCUCCUCCAGCUCAGUUCAUGGACGACCACAAUUAUGAGAAUGAGAAAAGUCCUGGGCAGGAGCAGCCAUUGGGUUCGGUUCCAGAGGAGGAGGAAUCUGAUUGGUCAGAGCUGGGAGAGGAGACCCCACAACUUAUGUUGACAGGAGCAAACAGGGGUCAAACAUGGAGACACCAGGAAUCAGAUAUGGACAAAGACAGUGAAUCGGGAAGUGAGGAAAUCUUCAGGAGACACUCUCCGUACCCACUGCCGAUCCCUCAUCUCCAGUUCACCAUUCACAACGAGUUCUUACCACCAGUGCACACCACCUCCUGCCCUUCUGGCUUCAAAAAUCUGUCUGACACCGCCUGUCAAAACCUCAAGUCUGCCAUCCUGAUCCGGUCUGCGAGCCUGGAAGAAAUCCCUCUGGCACGCCACCAUGUGUGCAAAGAGCUAAGAGGCACAGAAGCUGUGAUGAACCUGCACCACUCAGCAGACGAGGCCGCCGAAGAUUUAGACGACGAGAUCCUUCAUCACUGGAGAAUGAGGAGCGACAGGGACACGGUUAUUAGGAGGCUGACAAGAAGCAGAGGGGACGAGGUGGACGGCAGCAUGGCUGGCCUGCACUCAGCAGAGCAGCUGCUCAAACACCUGAUGUGUGAUUCCAGCGAGAGGGCGGAGCCAGGCAGGGCCGAGGUGCACGUCUGGGCAGAGGGGAUCUCAGACAAAGCGCUGAAUGUGGAGCGAACUCAGCUGUGACCAGACACUGAUAACAAUUACAGUAUUUGUCUUUAAUGUACAUACAUCUGAUUUAAAGGUUUAUGCAGUCAUUCAACGUGAAUGCACCCCAAUCCUAACCGUAACCCAAAUUUAACAGUAUUUCCUGAUAGGUUGGCUCCUCCCACUGUUGCUUAUUGGCGUAAGUGCGAUGGCUGUUGAAAAAAAGAACAAACGUUUGGGAUCAUUUUUAAUUAUUGUUGUUUUCAGUGGAAACACGUUACAUUAGUCUGAAUAAACAGGACAAAUGGGCACAGUCAGUAUUAGAAAUUAAACAUUUUCAUGAAAAUUGUGACAGUUUCUUCAAACUUUACUUUCAUUAAGAAACAAACAAAAACCACUUUUGUUAUCACUUAUCCUGACAGACUUUGAACAAGAUCUGCGGUUCCUGGAGCAUCUCCCACGUCAUGGCCUGGUCUGGAGACCUCCUCCAUCCAUACGAAACGCUCCCGCUGAUCCACAACAACUCAUGGGAUUCAGAUUCUGGUGCUAGCCACUCUAUUAGUGUCUGAUUCAGACUCACUGCUUAUUCUCUGAAUGUUACACAUUUAGGAGGAAUAUUUGGUCAUCUUUAAAUUGAGGGAUGAAAUCAUCCCUAAUCAAGUCCUUUCCUUAAAUUUUGGUUUAGUGGUUUUCAUUUUGUUCAAAUCUCCAGUCCAGAGUGCAUCCUCCUUAUCCUGCACAACGGACUGGGUUUAUUUUUCCUACUUCACAGUGGGAUUUUCAUGCUCAGAUAAAUUAAAGGUGUAGUUCACAAUUUUUAUGAUUAUUUCUGAUUAUAAUCGACCACUCUGAGUUUUUCAUACUGGCUGAACAUUAAAAUAGUCUCCUACACCUAUCUCCUGCAUUCACUUCUGAUAGAAAAUAGAUGGUGAAACUCUAGGAUUUGAAAUUCCUGACAGAUCAACAUCACACUGUCACUUAACAAUCAUGGAGUCACCCAUCUUGACUCACAAUGUGUUGUUGGUUUAACCUCCAGGAAACCGCAGAGGACGUCUUGGCUAGCAGAAGCUAACUGUUAGCAACUCAACCACAUGGCACAAGCUCCUGCAGGCUUGUGUUAUUUGUGGAGAUAAAACAUCAGUGUUGCAAGAGUUGUGUUGCUGUUAUCCAAUCAAAGGUGAGCUGUCCAAAUAUCAGGAAAUAACUCCAAAUCCUGCCGUGCUAAGCUCUCCUCUGAUGUGGCAGACUUGUCGCUGCUGAUGCAGGCGUUUCUGGGCUUUUUUUUUUUUUGCCCCGAGUACGGCUUGCAAGGCAUUUAUUCCUACCAGAGACCACUGCACAAGCAUUGAUUAAUUGAGUUUCCCACACCUUUAAAUAUGAUUAUUAGAGCUGAUAUUUUCUGAAAAAACGGGAGGCAGGAGAAUACACGUUUUGGAACAUCAUCUGCUCCUCCUAAACCUCCAAA